Molecule: messenger RNA, 1452 nt
Organism: Cuscuta campestris
Lineage: Eukaryota; Viridiplantae; Streptophyta; Magnoliopsida; Solanales; Convolvulaceae
Source: the annotation of a GenBank genome assembly
UGGCAUCCGCUUUAAACUUUAAUUUUUAAUAUUUUGAAACUUAUAAUCCAAUAGUAUUUAAAUGCUAGCGAUUUAAAAGUUAAUUAUAUUACAAAAAAUCUAUUCAAAAUACUAAAACUAAUUGAAAAAGUUAUUCUCAAGUAUAUGUCACAUUCAUAAAUCAUAAUGGACAAAAAAAUCAAGUUUGAGGGGUCGUUUGGCGGUGCGAAAUACGGAGUAUGGAAGUGAUUCUUUCCUCCUCAAUAACACCCCUCUCCAAAAUCCCAAGAUUUACAGCAAAAUCUUCCAAACCCCAUUUCCAAUUCGCCAUCUCCAAUUCUUCAGGACCUUCCAAAUUCCACCCAUCGUUCUCUUCAACAAAUCUCUGUUAUAGUUUCAGAGCAAUUCCCACCACAGCCUCAAAUAAGCCCUUUGAUUGUGCAGCUUCAGUUAAUAAUGGCCACCAUCACUGGAUUGUGCUCAUGGAACCUCCCAAACAGGGCCUAACUUCCAAGCCUCAGAUCAUUGAUUACUAUGUCAAAACCCUAGAGAGAGUCUUGGGCAGUGAGAAGGAUGCUCAAAGGUGCUUGUAUCAUGUACAUUGGGAAACUGGAUAUGCGUUUUGUUGUGAAAUAGAUGAAGAAUGUGCUCAUGAAUUAGCUGGAUUGCCAGGAGUUUUGUCUGUCCACCCUGAUCACAAGUUUGAGUCACAGGAUAAAGAUUAUGAAGAAGGUUUAAGAUCAAAGCAUACUGACGAUGCACGAGAUUUGUCAACAUCAAAUGUUCAAACCAAGAAGCUUUUUGUGACCGGCCUAUCCUUCUAUACGUCCGAGAAAACAUUGCGUGCAGCGUUUGAAAGCUAUGGGGAACUUGUUGGAGUGAAAAUAAUAAUGGACAAGAUUUCCAAGAGGUCAAAAGGAUAUGGUUUUGUAGAGUACACCACAGAAGAGGCUGCGAUUGCUGCUCUCAAUCAGAUGAAUGGAAAGAUCAUUAAUGGGUGGAUGAUAACGGUUGAAGUCGCGAAAAACAAUCCGCCAAAAUAUAACCAAAGAAGCUUGGGAUGAACACACUAUCUUCUUCCCCCUUAAAGCCAGAGAUAUAGCAUUUUGGUUGUCUCGAGUUGGGGAUCUCUUGGAAACGUCUUCUCUUCUUCCUAGAAGGGGUAAGGUUUCUCAGUACACACCCUUCCCGGACCCCACUUUUCUGGGAUUCUAUCAGGUUUGCUUGGUGUUGUUGUUGAUAGUUUUUUUUCUUUUUUUGCCAUAGCCCCCCAAAUUUACAACCCCAAAUUUGUAAUCAUGAAAUGCUGUGUCUUGUAGCUGAAGAUAAUUGGUGGUCACUAUGGUUCAUAGGUCAAAUAUUCAAAUUGUCUUUUUUAUUUACUCCAUAAUUUGAUCAAAUAAUCACCCUGCUUCCAAGUAGGGGCAAGGUCUGCGUACACACACCCUCCCUAGACUCUACUGUAGUGGGAUC